AACAUACUAAAAUUUUACUUAAGGGGGAACCAGCCCUUUAAAGCAACAGGGCAUCACUAGUUCCCAUCCCAGUUGCUUUCUUGCUUACUCCUUAUCAAAAAGCACAAGUUAUGCUCCCCUCUGUAUGCUCAUACUUCAAGUACCAUUGCUACCCCUGGUCCCUUUCCCAGAUUUUCCUGCAUUUUCCCUAGCCUGCUGUUUACAACACACAACCCCAGACUGUCUUCCUUAGCAGCCUAUUGUUUCCCAAUCAACAGACUCUCAAACUUGGUUUCACUGGCUUUGCUCUGUUGAUAGCCCAUUGUUUCCAAUCAACAAUCGCCUCCAUACAGUUCCAUUUGGCAGGAUCCAACACACAGCCUUAUGGGUCUUCGCUUGUAGUCACUGCACUCUGCCUCUUAUAAAUGUUAAUGCACCUUGCACGUAAUUCCCCAAGAGAGAUGUUGCUUUUCAUCCAUGCUGAUAUAUUGCAUGCAGUUGUAAAACACAUGUUCUUUGCACACUCCCAAUAUUACAAUAGAAUACUAGUUUUUUUAAAAAAAUGCCAUAUUGGGAGUAAACCCCCUAAGGCAGUUUGACUAUACAUUAUGUACUUCUGUGUGGUUUCAGGAUAAUAUGUUUGACAUGCAGGUGCCCUAAUACUUUUGUCAAUAUAUUUGUAUCUUUGCAGCUGCUGGCUGUGUAGGUUUUGCCUUUGGCUCAUCUGUAGCACAGAGGCUUCAGACCUACACACUUACUGUAGUUACUGUAAACAAGUCUGUAUAUAACAUAUGCACUUAUUUCCACAUCAUAGUUAGAUUUCAGAGGAAAAAAUGGUAAGCCUUUCAGAAUAAUUUUCCUGGUUAUAUUUAAAACAAAAUUUUUUCUCUCCUCUUCAUGCACCCCCACCCCUUCCCUCUCUUUCUGUAUGUGGCAUUCUGAAAACCGGUUUUGCCUCCACCCUCUCCCCUCCCCUCUGUCACAAGUGUGUGCUGCUACCGAAGGAAACGAGUAGGGGGUUAGAGAAGGGGUGGGGGAUAAAGGCAGUGAGCACAUCAUCCUGCUGCUUCCUCUAGCUGAACCCUUUCCCUGCCAGAACAACACUCUCAGACAGGAGACGUGCAGACAGUGGCUGCUCCGCCUCCUCCUGCUCUCCUCAUCUUCUGGAGAUGUGUCCAGCACUCCUGAAACACUCAGGUCCUCGUUGGAGAUCAGCAGAUGCUCCUCCCCCUUUUUGCUUUGACUUGGUGUGUGUGUGAGCCGCUUGGAACAGCCUCAUCCCCUGAGCACAUCUCAGGCUUCUAAUCACUUCAACACUCUAGCACAUCUCCAGUUCAGAUUAUUGCUUUCUGCCAUCUCCCGCCAUCACAGGAGUAAGGGAAAUCAUUCUUUCUCUCCCGAAAUCCCCCCCAGUUUGACUGCUCUGCAAAACAAUUAGUAAUCCACAUCCUUUUUGUGUUGGACUCCAUGCUACUCCACCAGGCAUUCUUACCAUUUUGCUUUUGGGGAUUUCUCUCUUCAUUUAUUUCUUUUUUUUUAAAACAAAAUAAUAACCAGUUGCCCACCCCCUCGUUGCCCACAGCUCAGUGCUUUGGCUGCUUUGUGCAACAUGAGGCUAACAAGAAAUGGGCGCGUUGUCUCCCACGGGCUGGAUGCUGGAAAUCGGCGGGUGGAGGAGCUGGCCCUGCCUGUCAGGAACCCCUUUGUGCAUGACCUGAGCUUCAGCCCACUGCAGAAAGCCAAAAUCCUCUUCAUGACUUUGACUGUGUUCCCCAUUCGACUUUUCUUUGCUGCUUUCAUGAUGCUCCUGGCUUGGCCUUUUGCUCUUAUUGCUGCAAUGGGCCGUAAAGAUGAAGAUCUUGAAAAGCCCAUGUCCUGGUGGAGAAAGUUGCUUGACUUGCUACUGAAAGCAAUAAUGAGGACUAUGUGGUUUGCUGGGGGUUUUCACUGGGUGACGGUAAAGGGGAGGCAGGCAUUGCCAGCAGAAGCUCCAAUUCUAACCCUAGCUCCACACUCUUCCUACUUUGAUGCUAUUCCAGUUACAAUGACAAUGGCCUCCAUUGUGAUGAAGGCAGAAAGCAAAGACAUUCCAGUUUGGGGAACUUUAAUCAACUACAUUCGACCAGUAUUUGUAUCCCGUUCUGAUCAAGAUUCUCGUAAAAAGACAGUGGAGGAGAUCAGAAGACGAGGUCACUCAAAUGGCAUGUGGCCACAGGUAAUGAUUUUUCCAGAGGGAACCUGUACCAACAGAUCCUGUCUCAUUACCUUCAAACCUGGUGCCUUUAUUCCUGGAGUCCCUGUACAGCCUGUGGUUUUAAGAUAUCCAAAUAAGGCGGAUACAAUAACCUGGACCUGGCAGGGACCUGGAGCGUUGAAAAUACUGUGGCUUUCUUUAUGCCAGUUUCACAACUAUGUAGAGAUUGAGUUUCUUCCGAUUUAUAACCCAUCAGAAGACGAAAAAAACAAUCCUGCACUAUAUGCAAACAAUGUGAGGCGAGUAAUGGCCAAAGCAUUGGGCGUGUCUGUCACAGAUUAUACAUUUGAAGACUGCCAGCUGGCACUGGCUGAGGGACAACUCCGUCUCCCUUCAGAUACUUCACUUUUGGAGUUUGCAAGACUGGUGCGAAGCCUUGGUCUGAAACCAGAGAAACUUGAGAAGGAGCUUGAUACAUUCUGUGAAAGAGCCAGGAAAAGAAAUGGGGAGAAGAUCACCCUUCAUGAGUUUGCUACAUACUUACAUGUUCCAGACACAGAAAAAUUAGUAGAUCUGUUUGCCUUAUUCGAUGAAAAUGAAGAGGGCACUAUUGACCUAAGAGAGUAUGUAAUUGCUCUCUCUGUUGUCUGUAGACCUUCAAAGACUUUAGAAACUAUUGAACUGGCAUUCAAGAUGUACCAGUCAGAAGAUAGAAAAACCAUAGUGGAAGAGGACCUUGCAGUAAUAUUGAAGACUGUAUUAGGCAUAUCAGAGCUGAAUGUUUCAGAUCUCUUCAGAGUUAUAGAUCAGGAAAAUGUGGGGAAAAUAACAUAUGAUGAGUUUAACAGGUUUGCAAUAAUGAACCCAACGUUUGCUGAAGACUAUCUUUACCCAGAUCAGGUGGACCUUGCUUCAUGUAUGGAAAGCCACUCGCCUACAACCCCUAAUGGCAUCUGUCCAGAUUUUACACCGGAGGAAAUGGAAAGAGCAGAGAACCACAACAAGCAAAAGAAGCUGAACUAAUCUGAAUGACACAUCUCCUUUCCAGUGGCAUAGUACCUCUUUUACAUCUCUAAAUUGUACCAAUUUUUACACAAUUUCUGUAUUCCACUUGAUAAAAUGUCUUUUUAUUGCAUUCUUUAACCAAUUAUAAGGUGUUUGGAAAUCAAAGAUCAAGUGCUCUGCCACCAAUGUGUGUGCGGUAAAAAAUACAACUAGCUUAACGAAAAAGUUGACUGCUUUUAUGAAGGAUUAAUCAUGGUUUUAACAAUUUGAUAUCCACAUUGGCAAUUGCUUUAGGAGUGAGGCAGUAAGUGCUACUGUUAAAUCCUCAAAUGCCAGCAAUGUCUGCCUUGAAUUUUUUUCUUUGGAAGAAGGUACAAAAGGCCACAAAUUCGUUACAUGUCAAAAGCUGUUUUAAAGACAAAUGGCAAUGUUUGAUCAAUUUUUAAAAGUAUUAUGUAAAUUUCCCCCAUACCUGCUGUGUUAAGAGGUCUUUCUUUAUCAGUUUUGCAGUUGGAAAGUUGCACCGCUGUAUAGCACUUUAUUUAUCCUCUUUUGAUUGUUGGUGUGAAGAACCUAAAAUUCCCCUGGCAAGGAAGCAGCACAUAUUUACUGUUCAUUCCUUCCUGUGCUGUACAAAGCGUGCAUGUACAACAGAUAAUGUAACUAGCUUGGUGUAUAGUGCACUUUGGUGAAUUGGUUUGUUUUAGAUUACAGGUUAUUUUGUGUUGAAUUUAUGACUUACUAAUUACCGAUAGUUAUUUUGUUUCAGUAACAUAUUCGUUACAGUAUCCAGACAUCAAUGUAGAAUUACAAACAGAGCUCUUACAUUAAAUUUCUUUUGUGUGUUUUUUUCAUUUUAUUAGUCUUAAAUAAUGUUGGAGUGUGUUUUGUUUGGCAACUGGGCUUACAGUCUUCCAUUACCUCAAACAAAGUGUUUUAUUUUCUUUUUUUGUGUGUCCCGCAGAGAAGGACCAGAAUGGUAUAACCUAUUUUAAACGGUUACAUUCUAACAUCUGCUGGCAAUUGGAAUUGGUUGCAUGAUAAUGUGAAUUUUUUUUUUUUUUUAUCCCAGUAGCCAGAUUGAACAUUAAAUCCAACUGAGCCAAGAGAGAAAUUUACCUUGCUUUCCCCAUCUUGAAAACUGUGGUAUAUUUCUGACUGACCGCUGUUAUUUCCACCACCACUGCUUUUUAGAAAUCGAUGUCAAUGAAAACUAAAAUGUUUGAAUACUCAGGUUGAUUUUGUGUGAAGGUGAGCGUUUGUGUCCAGGACAAAUUCAUUAGGUAUCCAUAAGCUGUGCUUUGAUACCUCUCAUCUGUUAUUUUGUUUUUUUCUUUUCUUUUAUACUUCAGCAAUUCUGAAUUCUAUCACACACGAAACAAUACAGCAGGAUGCCAAUCAUAAUAUACAGAAAGCGAUCAUCAAAGGGUAAAUUAUACUCAUGGGCCAAUUGUGAUCCUGUCAAGUAACACAUAGCAGCCAGUUUGAUGUUGCUAGACCAGUAACAGCUACUGGCUUAUUUGUUGCUGUUGUCUGAACUACAUCUAAUUUUUCUACAUAAUGUCCAGAGUUUCUGUUCUUUGACUCAGUGGUUUUUGUGGAAAAAUACAGAGGCCAGAUGACGAUGUUGCCAAGUUCACGUCUCAUGUUUUGGUGACUGAACCUCAAUCCACAGUUCAUCUCAUAAUAAAGAUGUGUGCUCUUUUGUUUCCUUCCUUAAAAGGCUUUGAAAGUCACUCACAAAAGAAAAGUAUAACAUUACCUAUGAAAAACACUACUUUUAAAUAAUUCUUGUGCAUCUGCUGAAUCAUGGGUAAUCCUGAUUAUGAUUUGUGUAAAACAUUGUUACCAAUAAAUCAAGUAACAAAUACAAA
Messenger RNA from Xenopus laevis (African clawed frog), 5052 nucleotides. It is a transcript of the gene lpcat1.S, whose product is annotated as lysophosphatidylcholine acyltransferase 1 S homeolog. Gene Ontology annotation, molecular function: acyltransferase activity, transferring groups other than amino-acyl groups; calcium ion binding; lysophosphatidic acid acyltransferase activity. The transcript is spliced from 14 exons. The record is from RefSeq and is a predicted model, not a curated record. Lineage: Eukaryota; Metazoa; Chordata; Amphibia; Anura; Pipidae. Gene Ontology annotation, cellular component: endoplasmic reticulum; membrane. Gene Ontology annotation, biological process: phospholipid metabolic process. The coding region runs from base 1589 to 3196 and encodes 535 amino acids.